AUUAGGAAUCCUCGGGUGGGCAUCGGAAUAUCGUCGGGUGGCGGGAUGUGGCGGUCCCCCUUCGGUCCGCCAGUUCCAAGCGACUUGGCGUGAUCAGCGAGAUUUCCUUCAAAGUCUAAAAGAACAAAAGCGCAGUGAUGUUCUCCGCCUGACGCAUCUUUAGUUUUUCCUUUAUGCGCACCCAGACCUCGAAACUACCGCGAUGAGCAAUUACGGACCGUAUAAUUACUCCGAGGGCAUGGUUUAAAAGGGUUGGGAUGCCAGGUGGUUCAUAGGAUAUCUGUUUUUUCCACGCGCGUGUUGACAAUGCUCAAACUCUUGGCUCUGUUCGCCCUGGUCUGGCAAUGCUUGUCUGUCCAGGCAUUCAAGAAUCCCAUCAAGUCAUCUGAUGGUUCUGAUCCUUUUAUCGUAUACAGCGACGGAUAUUAUUAUCUUACUACCACGACAUGGACGGAUAUUCAAAUCACUCGGGGCACGUCGAUGCAGGAGUUGAAGGAUGCAACGCCCAAGGUCGUAUGGUCUGAUUCUACGGCGUCCAGGUGCUGCAAUGUCUGGGCCCCUGAAAUUUGGUGGUAUGCCGCCGAAAGUUCCUGGUUCAUCUACUACACGGCCGGUGUCUCUGGUACUUUCGACGACCAAUAUCUCCACGUCCUCAAAGGAUCUUCCACCAGCAUUUGGGACUCUGAGUGGAGCUAUGAAGGCCGGAUCAGCAUUCCCAACAGAGACUACUGGUCCAUCGACGCCACCCUCUUAUUCUACGGCGACGCGACCUACUUGGUGUACUCAGCUUGGGACGGAGAUUAUCAGUGUUUGUUUAUCGCAGAAAUGACAAGCUCCUCCACCGUCGGCAACGCUGUCAAGAUCUCCACGCCCACAUACGACUGGGAAAUGGUUGAUGCCAACGUUAAUGAAGGCCCAGCUGCUCUGUACUAUGGGGGACGCACCUUCCUCACAUACUCUGCCUCGAACUGCGCGGGAACUGGGUACAAACUAGGCAGACUGGAGCUCACGGGCACGAAUCCGCUCAGUGCAUCCUCCUGGACAAAGUACUCUGAGCCUAUCUUCACCAGUGCUAAUGGAAACUACGAGCCUGGUCACAAUGGAUUUUUCACAAGCGAGGAUGGUACGGAAAUUUGGAUGGUUUACCAUGCUUCUUCCACUUCUCCUGGUACUUGUGAUGGUGCUAGGUACACGAUGGUGCAGUCCAUUAGCUGGAACAGCGACGGUACCCCGAACUUGGGCUCUCCCGUCUCUGAAAGCACUUCACUCUCAGAGCCAGCGUAGAAUCAUGCGAAGUAGUGCAGUUAGUAGCCCUCAAAUAAAGAUAAUUCGAGAUGACCGUUGAUGUUACCGC
Molecule: messenger RNA, 1354 nt
Organism: Desarmillaria tabescens
Lineage: Eukaryota; Fungi; Basidiomycota; Agaricomycetes; Agaricales; Physalacriaceae
Product: Arabinanase/levansucrase/invertase
Exons: 14
Coding region: 307-1284 (325 amino acids)
Biological process (GO): carbohydrate metabolic process
Molecular function (GO): hydrolase activity, hydrolyzing O-glycosyl compounds
Source: RefSeq, a predicted model, not a curated record